AUGGAGACGGGGUAUUCGGAUUACAGCGAUAAAGACGUGAUUAAUAAUGGCAUUUUUUUACAUUAUUUGGAGGGCUUAUUUGAGGGAAAGAUGAACACGGAUAAAAGCAUGCUACUGAUGGGAAGGAUAUUCGGUAGCGGAAGGAAGAUGCAUUUUGAGAGCUAUGUUGAAGCCGAGAUGAAUCCACGCAUAACCUGGGAAGAUGAUUUUCUUUAUUUCUGCGUAACCAUAAUGCGUAACCGACUUAUUGGAAGUUCCGGGUGA
Molecule: messenger RNA, 264 nt
Organism: Cercopithifilaria johnstoni
Lineage: Eukaryota; Metazoa; Nematoda; Chromadorea; Rhabditida; Onchocercidae
Source: the annotation of a GenBank genome assembly